AAUACUUUUUUAUUUUGCUCAAGUACGUAGAUGUCCAGAAUUCAUACGUAAGACCAUCUCAAAACAUCAAAUCGCCCAGUGUUCGGUUCCGCGACUUAUUACAAAAUGCCUGGAUGGCACGAUCCAUUCGCGAUUUCGGUGUGUUCUUAAGGGACGUAAUGUGCUUCGUUAUGUAAAUGUUACGCAAGUUCGGGACUGUCUUCCGACCCAGAAGUGACCCUUGGUCUCAUGUAACCUGACAUUACCAUUAUGAGUGCGUACGGACUAUCGGGAGGCGGCGAGUCGGACGUGAUAUCACGUCGACUAAGGGAGGCCGAGCGAGCGCGCGCCGACGCAGAGAGGGCGCACGCAGACGCAUUAGCGCAACUUCGAACUGCUCAGCGCUCGCCGCUCGACUCACACAAUGUCGAACAGCUACAAUCGAAAGUUAGAGAACUUGAGAAAAAGGCUGCUCUAGAAACAGUCCGAUGCGAGGAACUUCAGUUAGAAUUGUCAUCAGCAAUGCGUGCGAGAGGCACAAGUACCACUGCCACAUGGUCCAUGGCCACUCAACCUGCCUCAGAAAUUGAGCGGAUUAUGGCCAAAAUUGAACAGGACAAUAGAAUUCUCGCCGAAUUAGAGCACACCAGGUCUACAACUCAUGGCAUACAGCAGAGCGGGUCCAACCAAGGGUUAGGAGAAUAUCAUUCGCCAACACCGUCACCUCUACCACACUCGUACACGAGUACAACGGGCCAUAAUAUAACUUUGUGUCAGAGCAGCACAAUGCCGACCCUAUCUUCCUUUCAUGCUGCAUCACAGUUCACAGCCCCUAACCCUAACACAUCUGCAUAUUCCAUGAGCGCACACAAUCCUACCUCCUACGCGAACCCAGUAUCCGCUCCUUACGGCCUCUCAAACACACACCAAGUAACAUUCACAAACCCUGUUACUGCCCCACUUGUUAACAACAUCAACCAGAUAUCGAGUACUUUAGCGGGCUUACAAUCCAAUCUUCAUAAUCUUACCGGAAACGUGUCAGCUAUGACUCUUGGAAACGCAUUGACUGGAACAGCAAUAACAGGAACAAUGGCAGGAAGUGGUCUUAGUAGUUGUUUGAAUAAUGUACCAACAAGUUUAUCAAGUGGACUAACGAGCACUUUAGCAGGUUUACAAUCAAGUUUGACAGGAGCACUUGGAAACACUCUAAGUAAUCUUACAGGCGGAACACAAAUUGGAGCUUUAAAUACGAAUCUAACAAGCACAAGUGUUUAUGGAACGGGUAGUGGAACUUAUACAAAUCCACUUUUAACUAGUGGCCUAGGGACAAAUCCGAUGAAUAUUAAACUAAAGCCCAUGGAUGAGAUAGAUUUGGGCUUAGGUCGCUAUGGAACCAAUAAUCCAGCUAUGAUUCGGGCAGUAACUCCAGUGACUCCUCAUCAACCAAGCUGGAGCUUAGGAUUAGAUAGCCAAUUUCCAGAUAGACUUGCUGGUUUAGAAUCUUCUUUAUAUCAUGACCGUGGCCAGAGAAACAUGAGGCUAUUGCAAAAUAAUUUGUUGGAUAUGGAAGUGCGAAACACACAUUACAUGAAUGGAGGGGGACCAACCGAGGCCCAAGUUGAUAUGCUAGAUAUUCCAGGCAAAGGUCGUUGUUGUGUUUAUAUAGCUCGGUUUUCUUAUGAUCCACCGGAAAUUGAAAGUGCUGAAGGUGAGCUAUCAAUAUGCGCUGGUGAUUACCUCUUGGUUUGGGGUCCACCAGAUCCAAAUGCAACGAUGCUUGAUGCCGAAUUGUUAGAUGGUCGCCGUGGUCUAGUACCUGCUAAUUUUGUUCAAAGGCUGGUAGGCGACGAUCUUUUAGAGUUCCAUCAGGCUGUUGUGGCUACAUUACGUGAUGCUGAUGAAACAGCUACAACAGCAAUAAGUGAUAUGUCAUUGAGCCGUGAUGUAGCUCGUCUCAGUGAGGUCGCUGAUGUAACAGAUGGAUCAGAAGAUGAUGAUAAUGUUCCGGCUCCGCGACAGCUCACUUUGGAGCGGCAGUUGAACAAAUCUGUGCUGAUUGGCUGGACGGCACCCGAGGGAGUGCAACAAGCAAAUAUCGAGAGCUACCAUGUCUAUGUGGAUGGGGUUUUGAAGACGACUGUGAAGGCCACUGAGCGAACUCGUGCUUUGGUAGAGGGCGUAGAUUCUAAUCGAUUUUUGCAUUUUAAGCCACAUCGGAUCAGUGUUCGAUCUGUGACGGCCACACGCCGUACAUCUCGUGAUGCCGCUUGUACAAUGGUAAUUGGUCGAGAUACUGCAAAUAUGGGACCUACCUGCGUUAGAGCUAGUGGGGUAACGUGCUCUCAAGCCGUCAUAUCCUGGUUGCCAGCAAAUUCUAAUCAUCAACAUGUCGUCUGUGUAAACAACGUCGAAGUUCGGACUGUAAAACCUGGUGUUUAUCGUCACACUAUAACUGGUUUAUCACCAAGUACGCAGUAUCGAGUGACAGUAAGAGCCAAACAUUUAAGAGCCGGUCCUCCAUCUGGAAUACCUAUCGAAGAAGCUCCAGGAGCUUACACAGACUUCAGGACUCUUCCAAAAGGACUUCCAGAUCCUCCAAAUGAAAUCAUGGUGGAAGCUGGGCCGCAAGAUGGUACACUGCUUGUGACGUGGCAGCCAGUGCUUCGACCUCCCGCUUCAGGGCCUGUAACUGGAUAUGCUGUUUAUGCAGACGGGAAGAAGGUGACCGACGUAGACUCUCCGACUGGUGAUCACGCUCUCAUCGAUAUCGGCAAACUCCUCGGCCUCAAUCCUAAAUGCGUCACCGUAAGAACUAAGUCUCGCGACAGCCAAUCGAGCGACAGCGCUCCAACUCCGAUUCCGCCAGCUGUGUUGCGAGGUGUCGUAUCUAGGGUACAGAGAGGGCCUCCAGGUCAAGUUCUUAACCAGCCAGUUCCACCUGGUUAUAGAGCACAGCGCCCGCAAGCCUAUCAACAGCAACAACAAGUUAUAGAACAUGAUGAAAAUCUUUCCGAUAAAGAAAUAUUUCCAACGGCAAAUCGUCAUGACCCUCAACAGCAACAGGCUCAGCCCACGAGCGGAUUCGGCACAGGCCUUCUAAAGAGUAUAUUCGACAAAAUAACCCCUUCGCAUUCGGGGAUACCAGCCAUCGAAAUCACUAAAGAGGGAGCCACGGAGCAGAUAAGCGAGGAGGACGACCCUUCGCGGCGGUGUCAUCAGCAGCCGUCCCAACCUGCACAAGCGUCGCAGCAGCCUUCGGGUCAGCCGUACCCGAAUACACAAGCCUUCCAUGGCACGCAGCAACCCCCCUUUCAACAGGGCGCCCAGUUUCCAAGUAAUCAACCUAAUCAACCACAAUAUCCCGGACAACAACAGCAGUAUCAAAAUCCGCCUCCAAGAAAUCAUCAUGAAAGGGGACGUCCUCCUAACCCUCACCAGAUCCAGCAGCAGGCCCAACAAGGUCAAAUGCCGCAAUACGGUCCGAGAGGUGGUCCUCCUCCAGGACCACGAGGACCUCCUCCGGCUGGAGGGCGGGCCCCUCCGCAAGGUCACCCUCAGUCAAAGAGAGGUCGUUAUUUCAUCGCACUAUUCGACUAUGACCCAGUAACUAUGAGUCCCAACCCUGAGAGCUGCGAUGAAGAAUUGCCGUUUAGCGAAGGAGAUACGAUUAAGGUGUGGGGUGACAAAGAUGCCGAUGGGUUCUACUGGGGUGAAUGUCGAGGUCGGCGUGGCUAUGUGCCUCACAAUAUGGUCGUUGAAGUCUCUGAACAGGAGGCAACUGGGCAGGUCUCCGCAAAACCUAGAGAUCGGUGGACAGACGCGUACGCCAACCAGCCCGUACGUCGGAUGAUAGCGUUGUAUGAUUACGACCCACAAGAACUUAGCCCUAAUGUUGAUGCCGAUGCUGAGCUCAGCUUUCAAACCGGUCAGAUAAUACAUGUAUACGGCGAUAUGGACGAUGACGGUUUCUAUAUGGCUGAAAUUGAGGGUGUUCGAGGUCUUGUACCAAGUAAUUUCCUAACAGAUGCCAACGAUCAGUACGCACCAGCGGGACCAAGUGGUCAAGGCCCGCCUGGGGGUCGAAUGGGGCCAAGCACAAGUGCGCCAGGAGGAGGCCCAGGCCGAGGAAGGGGAGUUCCUCCAGGGCCAGGAGCUCGGGGUCCACCACCGCCUCCUAGAGAUAAUGUAGCGCCAGCACAAAGAAAUCACCUCCGAAAAACAGAUGCCUGCCCUCUUCCCCCUUCUCAGUUAGACCACAACACAAGCGCCAGUAAUCCAGAACAGGCGAGUUCUCAGGCGAGGGGGAAAGGCGUGGGGAGCGUACCGGCGAGCACGACCGCUCGCACGAGCGCUGGUAACGUGAGCUCGCCGCCGGUUCAGUCGCCGGGCUCAGCCGCCACGCUGGCCAUGCCCCCCGUGGGAACUACCACUGCCGUCAGCACGUCCCCAGCGCGCCGCGGCGGGCCCACCGUCGUCCCGGCGCCUACAGCUCAACCCCUUCAGCAGCAGCAACAACAGCAGCAACAGCAACAGCAACAACAACAACAACAGCAGCCACCCACCUCACAACCCAACCUCAUGCAAAAAUUCACUGAAAUGACCGCCCCAGGCGGGGACAUACUCAGCAAGGGAAAAGAACUCAUCUUCAUGAAAUUCGGCCUCGGCGGCAAAUAAUGUCGGCGGUUCGGUCUUUAGGGCCCUUUAAUCCUUUACGACGUCGCGGUUGUCUUCAAAGACGACCUUCGAAGCGGAAGAUACUGCUGUUUGCCCGGCAACAGAAUUGAACUCGAUCAGAGUUUUUUUACAUAUAACCCGUUUAUAACCGUUAACGUAUUGUAAUAAUGUAAAUAAAUUCAAUAAACGCACAGUUUAGUUAAAAUGAAUUCAGAAUGUUAGUGCAGUCCUGAUACGCACGGUUGGAGUAACCCCUCAAUUAGUCGUAUUAUAAUGUUUUCUAAAUCUUCAACCUUUGCCCAUCUGUUAGAUUAGAUCGUAAGUGAUUGUUUAAUUCAUAUUUAACUAGUUAUAGUGGUCAUAUGGGUGCAAAACGUAUUGAUCUACGAACUUAAAUGCGCGCAGUGUCACUAUACCUAGAUUAAAUAUGUUUUUUUAAAAUAUUUAGUUAAAAUCUAUUUUAUACUUAGGCGUUAUUGAAUAUCAAACGUCAUUUAUUUCUUAAUGUUCGUAGCUUAGUAGCUACGUGUCCACAUUUUGUUGUCUAUCGCUAGGUUAUCUCCUUAUUAAUAUAGAAUUAGAUGUUUCAAAUCUAUAUCUUUGUUCUGAAAAAUAUAUAUAUUGUUGAAUGUUAUCCUCAUGCAGUCUACAGCAGUCGAAGCAAUCUGCAGAGUUCAGCCAUUCCUGAUGAUGUUGUCAUUAUGUUUCAAAUGUUUAUUGUAAUGUUGUAAAGAUAUAUCAGCUGAGACUCUGAGGCCGCAAAUUCAGGUGCCGAAUUGCAAUAUUCAAUAGAAUAACAUAUGUUUAAGAUUAUAUAAGUAAAACACAUUAAAGUUCACUUUUCUCAAAAUAUUCUGUGAUAGUAGACGUGAUACCAUCUUUGUCAUUCAUGUAAAAUACAGAAUCAUUGUCAUGUAAUAAAUUCAAAAACAGAAGCAUUUUUCUAUGGUAUCUUGUUCUGCAGAUCAUAAUUUAGAUAUGAUUUCAACGUUGCCCAGAAACUUGUACAAAGGUACGAAGACUAUAGUACGACGUUUAUGGUGUAUAGUAUUAUUCUAGAAAUCUUAUCAUUGAACUCCUAUGUUUUGUUCAGUAACAAAUAUAUGUAACCUCAUUUCGAUAAAACGUGUAUCUAAUUGUCUAUGUAUUAUAUAAAUUAUUGAUGGUUGGUUUAUAUAACCUUCGUGUUUCUCUUUUAAAAUUAAAUAUACAGUAAUAUCGAUUAGUAAUAAAGGCUAUUCCCGUUUCAAGCCUAAAGACUGCUUGCAUGAGUUAUAUUAAUAAUUUAUACAUCUUUUAUACCCUUGUUGGUAUAACAUAUAUUCUAAUUUUAAAAAGAAUUUAAACUUUAAAUUGAAAAGUUCAAUCAAGCAAAUAAUUAUUCUUAUGUAUGAUUUAUUGUCAUAUUAUAAAUACAUUGAUUUCAAAUAUGUAGUAAACUUUAUAAAAUAAUUUCACAAUCUGUGUUUGUACAAUAUUUACCGUCCAUUAUCCUCUACAUACAAUUCAGGUAUGACAUGUAUGGUAAUCCGUUAAACAAUCUUUACUUUCUUCUUGACACUAGCAUUUUUACAAUUCGCCGUUUUAAACAAAUUAAACGAUUUUAUUAUCUUGCUACAGUAAAAUAUGUAAUUGGAGAGUUUUAUAAAAUUCACAUAUAAUAUAAGGCAUCAGUUGUACCCAAAACAUAAUAAACAAUUUGGGGCCAAAUAUUACUUAGUUACGAUAGCAACUUAUAGCUGUUUAACAAUCCACCUUAAAGAUUUACUUAAGCUAAAGACGAGCUUGCUAUGCCUGAUAUUUUAUAAUUGGCUUUUGCAUUUAUAUAAAGUCUAAAAUAUGACAAUAAAUCGUAUAUAAGGUUUAUAAUCUUAAGAGCGUUUCUAUGUAUGCGUUGUUCGUAAGAAUGGUAAAUCAAGGUUUAGUAAUGGAUUCAUAGAUUUGAAUCUAAUGAUCUCUUUUAUAAUAUAAAGGUACUAGUACCAGAGUAAUAGCAAUUAAGUCCGAAUGAAAAAAACUGUUUCAAUUAAAAUUCCAUAAGAGUACUACAAAUAACAGAUGAUAUAUCUUAUACGACACGACACUAUGUUUUUUUAAAUUUAGAACAAAAGCGUGUAAUGAGCCAGAAAAGUAUUAAAAACAAAGUCGAAGGUAUUAAAUCUUUUAACCAUUACUUUACCUUGAUUUCUCUCUUUAUAUACUUGUAAAUAUUUUCGGUAAGUUUGCUUGGAAUGUAGGCGAAAACGAGAUGCUCACUACGUACAAGGGAUCCUCUACUAAGUAUUUUAGCUUCGUAUCUAACCAAAAUAACGCAUAUUUCAAUCUUUUCACGUAUAUAUGAGACAGUUAGCAUGCGAUUCCUAGUAAUUGAUAUACUUAUAUAGAAAAAGUUUAGCCGGUCUGUUUAGACCAUAAUUAACGAGAAGAUAGUACCAACUACCAAUAAAUGCGAGUUGCGGUUUUUGAGAUAAUAAAUCAUAUAUAAUAAUAAAUACGAAGUACUUAACGAAGAAUGCCAUAGUAAACAAUAGAAGUAAAAAGAACAAACAUUAAAUCCUAUCAGAGAUAAAAGGAAGGGAAAAGAAAAUAACCUAUAGUAGUUUGAUUCACAUAUGAAUAUUAUGUUUUUAAUAGAUCUGCUGCUAUUAGGUACUAUCUUUCUCGUAGAGCCUUUUAUUGUAUAUUAUAUUGUAUAUACGGUGGGUAUGUGCCUGGUCUAAACGUUAUCUAAGCUCUAACAUAUCUAAUUAGGCUGUUUUUAGUAAAACUAUAACAUUACAAGAAUUCUACAAUUAUAUUUUGACGCUAUUACGCUAGUUUUUGCAGUUUUCAUCGACUAUGUAGCAUUUUUGUUAAUUUUAUAAUCACGAAUUACACAUUAGUUUUAAAACAUAACUUCAUUAUAGAAUAUAUUCGCCACCGUUUUUCUUUACGAUUCCCAAAGCUAUGUUCUAUUACGCUUGUAGUGUUUAUAGUUUAAUAUAAAACAGCUUGUAUAUCAGUACUAAUUCAAUUUUUUUAUAAUUAGGAAAUUAAUGUAUCUACCAGAUUAUUGCUACGCACACAGCACAUUGAAUCAAACAUUAUUGUUCUUUGAAGGUGAGUAAGACAUUCUAAAAAUGUAUCAAAUAAUUGCCGGAUUUAAAAAUUUCCUCAUCAGUACGAAAUUUGUGGCAACUUGCUGUAGAGCACAAAACAAAACAACAAGUGUCCGUAGCACUACGCUCGUAGACACAUUACAAUUGAGCAAUUCCUUUGGGUCUCUUAAACUUAAAAUUAUUUCCUUAGCCCAAGUUAAUAGCGUUUUCAUGAUACAAAUUCGCUAAGAUGGUCGAAUUGGGCACAGUACCGAGCCUCCAAGACAUUUCUGUGUGCGUACUAACGGCCGUCUUUUCUAAAGUGAAUUUGUGGCCAAAGGCGUGGGGAACAUCAUGAGAUCUUUUAACGAAUUAUAUAAUUUGAAACAAUUUUUUGACAACAGCUUUGAAUCAUUGUGGUGUAUUAUUCAAGGACUCAAUUAUUUACGACCUUUUACAAUGAAUUUCAAUAAAUUUUGUUUUAUGAUGUGUCCUUUGCCUUUCGCUAAUUUUAAAUACCGGUAAAAGUUGUUCACUUGUUUAUAUGCGAUGUUAUAAACUGUAUUCAUAUCUUUGAUCACAUGUACCUAUGUAUCGUUAUUUAUACGAAAUAUAAAUCAUUAUUGUAUAUUAAUCGUGCAUUCUUGUGUGCAUAAUUUAAAUAAAGAAUUGUAUAUUAAAUUUAAUGAAUAAACCUUUAACAAUGUACCA
Pieris brassicae (large cabbage white) is the source of this 8441-nucleotide messenger RNA. RefSeq names its product RIMS-binding protein 2 (gene Rbp). Gene Ontology annotation, molecular function: protein binding. The coding region runs from base 250 to 4653 and encodes 1467 amino acids. The record is from RefSeq and is a predicted model, not a curated record. The transcript has 21 exons. Gene Ontology annotation, biological process: neuromuscular synaptic transmission. NCBI's taxonomy places the organism in Eukaryota, Metazoa, Arthropoda, Insecta, Lepidoptera, Pieridae.